Scophthalmus maximus (turbot) is the source of this 4879-nucleotide messenger RNA. It is a transcript of the gene itga11a, whose product is annotated as integrin, alpha 11a. Bases 192 to 3821 code for a protein of 1209 amino acids. Gene Ontology annotation, biological process: cell-matrix adhesion; integrin-mediated signaling pathway; cell-cell adhesion. The transcript is spliced from 32 exons. Gene Ontology annotation, molecular function: integrin binding. NCBI's taxonomy places the organism in Eukaryota, Metazoa, Chordata, Actinopteri, Pleuronectiformes, Scophthalmidae. The record is from RefSeq and is a predicted model, not a curated record. Gene Ontology annotation, cellular component: external side of plasma membrane; integrin complex.
UCACAUGACACCAAGAAGGUUCUGGGUUCGCAUCCCACCAGGGCCUUUCCUUGUGGAGUUUGCUGCCAUGUUCUCCCCGUGUUCGCUGUGGUUCUCUCCGGGUACUCCGGCUUCCUCCCACAGAACCAAAGACAUCCGGCUGACAGCAGAGGGAGGGAGAGAGAUAACAAUGAUGGAGGAGAAAGAAGACAAUGACAUACAGCAAAGUGAUUGAGGAGAUGGCUCCAGGCUCUGUGGAGAGUGCUGUGAAGAGUAGCAGGAUGGGGCAUAAUUCUUCACGUUUUCCUCAAGGAUUCCACGACUGCUUCAAUAUUGACACAAAGAAACACAGGAUCAUCAAAGGCCCUAAACAAGCCCAGUUUGGAUACACGGUUCAGCAACAUGUGGCUGCUGGAGGAGAAAAGUGGUUGUUGGUGGGUGCCCCGUAUGAAAUGAAUGGCCCUUACCAGACAGGAGAUGUUUAUAAAUGUUCACUGAGCAAAAGAACCAAUAGCAACGGUUGCGCCAAGCUCAACUUAGGAAGGAUAUCUCUGACCAAUGUAUCAGAGCGCAAGGACAAGAUGAGGCUUGGGAUGACGCUCACAUCGAACCCCAAAGACAACAGCUUCGUGGCCUGUGGACCGCUGUGGUCCUACGAGUGUGGCAGCUCCUACUACAGCACCGGUAUUUGCUCCAGAGUCAACUCGAGCUUCAAGUUCUCCAGAACGAUCGCGCCUGCGUUUCAGAGAUGUGAGACCUAUAUGGACAUAGUAAUUGUUCUGGAUGGUUCAAACUCCAUCUACCCCUGGAAUGAAGUGCAGUCUUUUCUUGUCAACAUCCUUCAGAAGUUUUACAUCGGACCAGGCCAAAUACAGGUUGGGGUCGUUCAGUACGGUGAGAAGGUGGUGCAUGAAUUCAAACUGAGUGACUACAAGUCCGUUGAGGAAGUGGUGAAAAGAGCGCGCAGUAUCAACCAGCGGGGUGGUGAGGAGACCAACACAGCACUUGGCAUCAAUGAAGCACGCUCGCAAGCUUUCAAGCAAGGAGGUCGCCGCGGUGCCAAGAAGGUCAUGAUAGUGAUAACUGACGGAGAGUCACAUGACAGUCCGGAUCUCCAGCAAGCCAUCGAGGAGAGUGAGAAGGAUGGCAUCACCCGUUAUGCCAUCGCUGUCCUCGGCUACUACAACCGUAGGGGAAUCAACCCUGAGGCCUUCCUCAGUGAAAUCAAGUACAUCGCCAGCGACCCAGAUGACAAACACUUCUUCAACGUGACGGACGAAUCGGCGCUGAAGGAUAUCGUGGACGCUCUUGGAGAACGCAUCUUCAGUUUGGAAGGAACCAGUAAGAAUGGGACAGCGUUUGGCCUCCAGAUGUCUCAGGCUGGAUUUUCCGCACACAACGUGGAGGAUGGGAUUCUGGUGGGAGCUGUCGGGGCUUAUGAUUGGAACGGAGCAGUGCUGAAAGAAACGCGGCAGGGGAAGGUGGUGCCCCCUAAGUCAUCCUACACAGAAGAGUUCCCUGAGGAGCUCAAAAACCAUGGUGCCUACUUGGGUUAUACUGUGACGUCUGUGGUGUCCGCCAAGAAUGGUCGCCUGCUCGUAGCAGGAGCUCCACGUUUCAACCACACCGGCAAAGUCAUCAUCUUCACUCUGAAGAACACGGGCAACCUCACCAUCCUGCACUCCCUAAAAGGCCAGCAGAUUGGUUCCUAUUACGGCAGUGAGAUUGCACCUCUGGAUAUCGACGGCGACGGCAUCACUGACAACCUUUUAGUGGCAGCGCCGAUGUUCUUCAGCGGAGGCAUGGAGAAGGGGAAGGUCUACAUCUAUAGAGUGACCGAGCUGAAUCGUUUCAUCCUUGAAGGGGCGUUGGAAAUCCAUAAAGAUGGACAGAACGCUCGCUUCGGUUCAUCGCUCGCUCCUGUCCCCGAUCUAAAUGGCGAUGGCUUCAACGACUUGGUGGUGGGCGCGCCGCUGGAAGACGAGCACAAGGGCGCCAUUUAUGUUUUCUUCUGCCAGCAAAACAGAAUACUUCGCAAAUACAAACAGAGGAUAGCCGCAGCAGAUCUGGCUCCGGGCCUGCAGUACUUUGGGCGCAGUAUUCAUGGCACAAUGGACAUGAACAAUGACGGCUUAGUGGACCUGGCAGUUGGUUCACUUGGUGCAGCUGUUCUCCUAUGGUCGCAGAGUGUUGUCCGCAUAUAUGCCACCGUCAGGUUUGAGCCCAGCAAGGUCAACAUCUUCGUGAAGGACUGUCAGAGAGGUGGCAAAGACGUGACCUGCAUGUCUGCCAUUGUCUGUUUCAACAUCACUGCCAGGACAGCCAUUCUGCCCUCACAGGAAAUUGGGAUCAAAUACAACGUGUCCAUCGCGGAGAGACGUUUCAAUCCUCGUGCCGUACUGGACAACCCGAACAAGCUGCAGCCUCAAAACCUGACGCUGCUCCCCGGAGAAGAGACCUGCGAACACAUCUACUUCCAUGUCAUGGAGACCACAGACUACGCCAGGCCCAUUGUGUUCGCUGUACAAGCGGGACUGCAAGAUCCAGACCAAGGAGCGGUCCUCGAUGACAGCUGGCCUACUGUUGUGAGGACUGAGCUGCCCUUCUGGAACGGUUGUGAUGAGGAUGACCGCUGCAUACCGGAACUUGCGCUGCAGAGUAUGACUGACCUGAUGACUCGAAGUCACUUCUGUGCGCAGCCUGUACAGUCUCGUGGGGCUUUCUGCCGCCAAGUCAGUGACCGAGGGACGGAGGGAUCUCUGCGGGUGCUGGAGGCGAAUAGGAGGAGGAUGGUGGUGGAUGUCCGACUGGAGAACAAAGGAGAGAACGCCUACAACGCUCAACUCAACAUCACUUACUCACACAAUCUGCGCUUCUCUAGCCUGAUAGUCAAGGACAAGUCUGACAUCAAGAUCGAGUGUUACAUGCAGGACAAGCUGAGGAAUGAUAGGAUCUGUAACGUCAGUGCUCCGUUCAUGAGGGCCAAAUCUCAGGUUUCCUUUCGCCUGGAGUUUGAGUUCAGUCGUACGAUCUUCCUGGGGCACGUCAGGGUGAUCCUGGAGGCCAGCAGUGAAGGCGAGGAAAUGAGCACAGCGGAUAAUUUCAAUGAUAUCUAUUACUCCCUGAAAUACGAAGCAGAUCUUCUCUUUACAAGGGAUUCAAAUCCGACGCGAUAUGACAUCAAAUCGGAGCUGUCACUGGAGGAGCCAGGAGUUAUUGGUCCUCCUGUCAAUUUCACUUUCCAGAUCCAGAACCUUGGCUACUUCCCGGUUAAGGAUCUACAGCUGAACAUUGAGAUCCCAGAAAUGACGAAGAACGGGAACCAGCUCCUGCAGAUAUCUGAAUUUCAUAUUGACCAGAGAGAUGGUUCACACUGUUUACCACCUCAGCAUGUGGCACAGAGCAGGGCGUCACCUGAGGACCUUUCACGCUUCUCCCGCUUGAACCGAUCCAACACCCUAACUCUGCCCAUCCAGUGCUCUGUCAACGUGGCCUCCCACAGAGAAGUUUCAGUUAGAAUCGCAGGGGCACUUCGAAUAGACACCUUACAUGCACUGAAGUUUAAAAUCCUGGAACUGGUAUCCAGUGCAUCUGUGGAGCUUCCCUCCUCCAGCCCCAUGUUUCUACACGAAGAGAGGCCUGUCAGACAUAUAAUCUUGGAGAUCAGAAAAGAAGGAGAUUACAGGAUCCCUACCUGGAUUAUCAUUGGUAGCACGCUGGGAGGGCUGCUACUGUUGGCUCUGCUCAGUCUCGCUCUAUGGAAGCUCGGCUUCUUCCGGAGGCAGAAGCGGAGAGACGAGGACGAGCGGGGGGCCAACGGUAAAGUGGCGGAGGAGCGGUAACGCAGGCUGAGGGCCCCCAGCAGACACCUUUACCACAGGGGACCCAACACUCAGGGACCAACCCACCUUCCCCCUCCGGCUCCCCAACACCGACGGUGGCACUGCAACGACAGCUCCGCAUGAUCGCUGAAGCAAGGCUUUAUCAGUGCACUGGAUCUGUCCCACUCCACUCCAAAGUCCCCUGACCCCCCCAAGAGUCAGCACUGUCACACUCACUUAGCAUUCCUGCACUGUAACGACAUCCGGGCCGCCUCCGCCUGCGUAACCCGCUGCCCUCGGUGUCGUCCAUUCAGAGACAUCGGAGCUCUUGUUUUCUUGGCUUUGGGCUGGAGCUCUGCUGUUUGUUUUUUUCCGGCCGUUUGAAAAAAAAGAGUCGAGAGAACUUUGAUUUGUUCCAAGAAUUUCCGGCCACACGUUGCCCAAUCACUCUUUUGUCUCCUCUUUAUUUGUAUUUAUUUAACUCUUAUGGUAAAUUUUGAAAGACAUAAAAAACCUCAAGGGUGACUUGCCGCCCGAAAAAGCUACCGCAAAUGUAAAGUUACUAUACUGUAUAUUGAAUUGGAUGUUUAAAAGAUUUUUAUCUGCAACAUGUUCAGUUGACUUGCAUUAUAAUUUAUAUAGAAACCAAACUGAACUAUAAGUCACCCGAGUACAAGGAGGAUUUUGCGAUGUUUGACGUUGAUCAUACUUUCUUGAUCUUUUUGCUGCAGACACGGAUCUUACAAAUACGUAACUUUCAUUCCUUUUUCUUUUUAAUAUUUUCAUCCUGGAAAAAAAACGAGCAGGAUGGUCUUUAAAACAUUUGAUGCACUUUUUACAUUGUACAAAAUUAACUUGAAUUUUGUAAAUAGUCAAGUAGCUUUUUUUAUACCCUCGCAGUAGUUGUCAGUAUUUUAUUGAUGAUUAUCGGAUGCCAUGAACAUGAUUCGUGUGAAUGCACAGUAUUAACAUUAAGUCAGCAGCACCCCAGUGUUACAAAUGAAUGUCAGUUUUUUUUUUCUGCUUUCGAUGAGGUGUGAAGAGAUGUAAUACGCCAACAAAUAAAACAUUUAAACAUA